Messenger RNA from Bipolaris victoriae FI3, 396 nucleotides. RefSeq lists its product as hypothetical. The transcript has 4 exons. The record is from RefSeq and is a predicted model, not a curated record. NCBI's taxonomy places the organism in Eukaryota, Fungi, Ascomycota, Dothideomycetes, Pleosporales, Pleosporaceae. Gene Ontology annotation, biological process: mitochondrial electron transport, ubiquinol to cytochrome c. The coding region runs from base 1 to 396 and encodes 131 amino acids.
AUGUCUGCGCCGUCUCUCGCCCCCUACAUCAUGAAGCGCCCGUGGCUGCAGCGCUGGAUGAAGCCCCUCUCCAACUGGUACUGCAACGCCGCUGGCUACAGGCAGCUCGGCCUGAGGGCCGAUGACCUGCUCCCCGAGGAGAACGACACCGUCCAGACCGCUCUCAAGCGUCUCCGACCUCAAGAGGCCUACGACCGUGUCUUCCGUCUGCGCAGGGCUUUCCAGCUCUCCAUGUCCCACCAGCUUCUGCCCAAGGAGGAGUGGACCAAGCCAGAGGAGGACGUCCCAUACCUCAGCCCCCUGAUUACCGAUAUCGAGGCCGAGAUGGCUGAGCGUGAAGACUUUGAGACCAUGAUUGUCCAGAAGAGGCAGAAGAACGCCGCUAGCGGUCACUAA